Molecule: messenger RNA, 9203 nt
Organism: Dicentrarchus labrax (European seabass)
Lineage: Eukaryota; Metazoa; Chordata; Actinopteri; Moronidae
Product: spectrin beta chain, non-erythrocytic 1
Exons: 35
Coding region: 208-7185 (2325 amino acids)
Biological process (GO): actin cytoskeleton organization; protein localization to plasma membrane
Cellular component (GO): cortical actin cytoskeleton; plasma membrane; cell projection
Molecular function (GO): structural constituent of cytoskeleton; actin filament binding; phospholipid binding
Source: RefSeq, a predicted model, not a curated record
CUUCUUCUGUGGUUUUAAAUCCGUCUGAGUCGAAGUUCGUUCUUUGGGGAAUUUAUUGAUCGCCUAAAGAAACCUUUGAGUUCUGAGCUGAAACCAUGAUCCGGUCUCUGGAGCACUCAGAGGGCUGAUCUGGAGCCAGACUGAUCAGGACUGGUGCUCCUCUCGUGGUGGAUCUGUAUUCAUUGAUUAUUGAUUGUUGAGGCUGUGAUGGAGGCGGAGUGGGCGGCGGCGGCGGCGGACCCCGCUCAUCUGCAGCUCCACUACAACCAGCUGGAGGGUCGGUUCAAACAGCUGCAAGAUGAGCGUGAGGCCGUCCAGAAGAAGACUUUCACUAAGUGGGUGAACUCUCAUCUGUCCAGAGUCUCGUGCAGGAUCACAGAUCUUUACAUGGACCUGAGAGACGGACGGAUGCUGAUCAAACUACUGGAGGUUCUUUCAGGAGAGAGACUGCCGAAGCCCACCAAAGGCCGGAUGCGGAUCCACUGUCUGGAGAACGUGGACAAGGCUCUGCAGUUCCUGAAGGAGCAGCGGGUCCACCUGGAGAACAUGGGCUCCCACGACAUCGUGGACGGGAACCACCGGCUGACGCUGGGCCUCAUCUGGACCAUCAUCCUCCGCUUCCAGAUCCAGGACAUCAGUGUGGAGACUGAAGACAACAAAGAGAAGAGAUCAGCCAAAGACGCUCUGCUGCUCUGGUGCCAGAUGAAGACGGCCGGGUAUCCCAACGUGAACAUCCACAACUUCAGCACCAGCUGGAGAGACGGGAUGGCCUUCAAUGCUCUCAUCCACAAACACAGGCCCGAUCUGAUCGACUUCGACAAGCUCAAGAAGUCCAACGCUCACUACAACCUGCAGAAUGCUUUUAACCUGGCAGAGCAACACCUGGGCCUCACCAAGCUGCUGGACCCGGAGGAUAUCAGCGUGGACCAUCCAGAUGAGAAGUCAGUCAUCACCUACGUGGUGACGUAUUAUCACUACUUCUCCAAGAUGAAAGCUCUGAAGGUGGAGGGCAAACGUAUCGGAAAGGUGUUGGAUAACGCCAUCGAGACGGAGAAGAUGAUCGAGAAGUACGAGUCUCUGGCCUCAGACCUGCUGGAGUGGAUCGAACAGACCAUCAUCAUCCUCAACAACAGGAAGUUUGCCAACUCUCUGGUCGGAGUCCAGCAGCAGCUUCAGGCCUUCAACACCUACCGAACCGUCGAGAAACCUCCAAAGUUCACGGAGAAAGGAAACCUGGAGGUUCUUCUCUUCACCAUCCAGAGUAAGAUGAGAGCCAACAACCAGAAAGUCUACAUGCCCCGAGAGGGAAAACUCAUCUCAGAUAUUAACAAGGCCUGGGAGCGACUGGAGAAGGCGGAGCAUGAGAGGGAGCUGGCUCUGAGGACGGAGCUUAUUCGUCAGGAGAAACUGGAACAGCUUGCCAGACGCUUUGACCGCAAGGCAGCCAUGAGAGAGACCUGGCUCAGCGAAAACCAGAGACUUGUGUCACAGGACAACUUCGGCUUCGACCUCCAGGCUGUUGAGGCGGCCACCAAGAAGCACGAGGCGAUUGAGACGGACAUUGCGGCGUACGAGGAGCGUGUCCAGGCUGUGGUUGCUGUGGCAAAGGAGCUGGAGGUUGAGCACUACCACGACAUCAAACGUAUCACAGCCAGGAAAGACAACGUGAUCCGGCUGUGGGAGUACCUGCUGGAGCUGCUGAAGGCCCGCAGACAGAGACUGGAGAUGAACCUGGGUCUGCAGAGAGUCUUCCAGGAGAUGCUGUACAUCAUGGACUGGAUGGACGAGAUGAAGAUGUUGUUGCUGUCUCAGGAUUAUGGGAAGCAUCUGUUAGGUGUGGAGGACCUGCUGCAGAAACACGCCCUGGUGGAGGCUGACAUCGCCAUCCAGGCUGACAGGGUUAAGGCAGUCACCACCAAUGCUAACAAAUACUCUGUGAGCAACGACGGCUACAAGCCCUGCGACCCUCAGGUCAUCCGGGACCGGGUUUCCCACCUGGAGUUCUGCUACCAGGAGCUGACCCAGCUGGCUGCUGAGCGUCGUGCCCGCCUGGAGGAGUCCCGCCGUCUCUGGAAGUUUUUCUGGGAGAUGUCUGAGGAGGAGGGCUGGAUCCGUGAGAAGGAGCAGAUCCUGUCCUCUGUCGAGCAUGGCAAGGACCUGACGGGGGCGCUGCGCCUCCUCAGCCAGCAACGUGCCCUAGAGGACGAGAUGAGCGGCCGUGCAGGCCACCUGCAGCACACCAUUGCAGAAGGCCAGGCCAUGGUGGAGGCCGGCCACUUUGCCGCCACCAAGAUCCAAGAGCGUAUCGCCGACCUACAGGCUCAGUGGGCAGCACUGGAGCAGCUGGCAGCGGCGAGGAAGAAGAGACUGGAAGAGGCUUUGGCACUGCACCAGUUCCAGGCUGAUGCAGAUGAUGUUGACGCCUGGACACUGGACGCCCUGCGCAUCGUCUCCAGUGGAGAGACAGGCCAUGACGAAUUCUCCACCCAGGCUCUGGUGAGGAAACACAAGGAUGCAGCGGCUGAGGUAGCCAGCUACCGCCCAGUCAUCGACUCACUCCACGAGCAGGCAGCCUCCCUGCCUGAAGAGGAGGCCGGCUUAGAGGAAGUGCGUGGGCGGCUAGCUUGCAUUGAGGAACGCUACAAGGAAGUGGCAGAGCUGACCAAGCUGAGGAAGCAGGCCCUGCAGGAUGCUCUGGCGCUCUACAAAAUGUUCAGCGAGGCGAACGCUUGUGAGGUUUGGAUCGAUGAGAAGGAGCAGUGGCUUAACAGCAUGGAGAUCCCUGAAAAACUGGAGGACCUAGAGGUCAUUCAACACAGGUUUGAGAGUCUGGAGCCAGAAAUGAACAACCAGGCAUCUCGUGUUGCUGUUGUAAAUCAGAUUGCCAGGCAGCUGAUGCACAAUGGUCACCCAAGUGAAAAGGACAUCAAGACCCAGCAGGACAAACUCAACAACAGGUGGAGCCAGUUCCGUGAUCUUGUGGACCAGAAGAAGGAGUCCCUGAACUCAGCUCUGGGAGUGCAGAACUAUCACCUCGAAUGCAACGAGACCAAGUCUUGGAUCAAAGAGAAGACCAAAGUCAUCGAGUCCACCCAGGAGCUGGGAAAUGACCUCACAGGGGUUAUGGCCCUGCAGCGCAAACUGACCGGUAUGGAGCGGGACCUGGCUGCCAUCGAGGACAAGCUAGGCGAUCUGCGAGGCGAAGCCCAGCGAUUGGCAGAGGAGCAUCCCGAUCAGGCAAAGGCCAUUACAGGCCGCCUGGCUGAGAUCACUGCUGUCUGGGAAGAAAUGAAAAACACUCUGAAGAACCGUGAGGACUCCCUUGGUGAGGCCAGGAAGCUGCAGCAGUUCCUGCGCGAGCUGGACGACUUCCAGUCCUGGCUGUCCCGCACUCAGACCGCCAUCGCCUCUGAGGACAUGCCCAACACGCUGGCCGAGGCCGAGAAGCUCAUGGCCCAGCACGAAGGCAUCAAGAACGAGAUCCAGAACUAUGAGGAGGACUACCAGAAGAUGCGGGACAUGGGGGAGAUGGUGACGCAGGGCCAGACGGAUGCACAGUACAUGUUCCUGCGACAGCGGCUGCAGGCACUCGACACCGGCUGGAACGAACUGCACAAGAUGUGGGAGAACCGGCAGAACCUGCUGUCCCAGUCCCACGCUUACCAACUGUUCCUCAGGGACACAAAGCAGGCUGAGGCCUUCCUCAACAAUCAGGAAUACGUCCUGGCUCACACCGAGAUGCCCACCACUCUGGAGGGCGCCGAGGCUGCCAUUAAGAAGCAGGAGGACUUCAUGACCACCAUGGAUGCCAACGAAGACAAGAUCAAUGGCGUGGUAGAGGCCGGUAGGCGGCUGGCCAGCGACGGAAACGUCAAUGCCGAGCGCAUUCAGGAGAGAGUCGCCUCUAUUGAUGACAGGCACAAGAAGAACAGGGAGGCUGCGGUGGAGCUGCUGAUGAGACUGAAGGACAACAGAGACCUGCAGAAGUUCCUGCAGGACUGCCAGGAGCUGUCUCUGUGGAUCAAUGAGAAGAUGCUAACAGCUCAGGACAUGACCUACGACGAAGCCAGGAACCUGCACAGCAAGUGGCUGAAGCACCAGGCCUUCAUGGCCGAGCUGCAGUCCAACAAAGAGUGGCUGGACAAGAUCCAGAAGGACGGCACACUGCUGGUGUCGGAGAAACCGGAGACAGAGGCGGUGGUGAAGGAGAGGCUGUCGGCGCUCCACGCCAUGUGGGAGGAGUUAGAGUGCACCACGCAGACCAAAGCGCAGUGUCUGUUUGACGCCAACAAGGCCGAGCUGUUCACACAGAGCUGCGCCGACCUCGACAAGUGGAUGGGUGGCCUUGAGGGUCAAAUCCAGUCUGACGACUAUGGCAAAGACCUGACCUCCGUCAACAUCAUGCUCAAAAAACAACAGAUGCUGGAGAACCAGGUGGAGGUGCGUCAGCGGGAGGUGGUGGAGCUGCAGAGCCAGGUGAAGGCUCUGGGUCAGGAGGUAAAGGACACUGACGAGGUGGACGGACGGAGGCAGCUGGUGGAGAGGAAGUUCCAGGAGCUGCUGGAACCGCUGCGACGCCGCAGGGACUUCCUGGUGGCGUCCAGAGAGGUCCACCAGUUCAACCGAGACGUGGAGGACGAGAUCCUGUGGGUUCAGGAGAGGAUGGCUGUGGCCACAUCCACCGACCACGGACACAACCUGCAGACCGUCCAGCUGCUCAUCAAGAAGAACCAGACUCUGCAGAAGGAGAUCCAGGGUCAUCAGCCUCGCAUUGAUGACAUCCUGGAGCGCAGCCAGAGCCUCCUGAAGGAUGAGUCGUCCAGCGGGGAGGUGAUCCGGCAGCGUCUGGCCGACCUGCAGGAGUUGUGGAGGCAGCUGAUGGCGGAGGCGGAGCGCCGCCACGGCCGGCUGGAGGAGGCACACAAAGCCCAGCAGUAUUACUUUGAUGCUGCAGAGGCCGAAGCCUGGAUGAGUGAGCAGGAGCUGUACAUGAUGUCUGAGGAGAAGGCCAAGGACGAGCUGAGCGCCGUCACCAUGCAGAAGAAGCAUCAGAUCGUGGAGCAGGCGGUGGAGGAUUAUGCUGAGACCGUCCACCAGCUGUCCAAGACCAGCAGAGGACUGGUGGCUGACGGACACCCUGAGAGUGAGCGUAUCAGUAUGCGUCAGUCUCAGGUGGAUAAGCUGUACGCCGGCCUGAAGGACCUGUCAGAGGAGAGGCGGGGCAAACUGGACGAGAGGCUUCGACUCUUCCAGCUGAACCGAGAGGUCGAUGACCUCGAGCAGUGGAUCGCUGAGCGGGAGGUGGUGGCCGGGUCGCACGAGCUGGGACAGGACUACGAGCAUGUUACUAUGUUGCAGGAGCGCUUCCGGGAGUUUGCUCGGGACACCGGGAACAUCGGUCAGGAGCGCGUGGACGGCGUCAACCGCAUGGCAGACGAGCUGAUCAACACCGGUCACGGCGACGCAGCAACGGUGGCAGAGUGGAAGGACGGACUGAAUGAGGCCUGGGCCGACCUGCUGGAGCUCAUUGACACCAGGACGCAGAUCCUUGCCGCCUCCUUCGAGCUCCACAAGUUUUACCACGACGCCAAGGAGAUCCUGGGACGCAUCCUGGACAAACAGAAGAAGCUGCCAGAGGAUGUCGGCCGCGACCAGAACACGGUGGAGACGCUGCAGAGGAUGCACACCACCUUUGAACACGACAUUCAGGCCCUGGGAACACAGGUGAGGCAGCUGCAAGACGACGCAGUGCGCCUCCAGUCGGCGUACGCCGGAGAUAAAGCCGACGACAUCCAGCGGAGGGAGAGCGAGGUGUUGGAGGCCUGGAGGAGUCUGCUGGAGGCCUGCGACGGACGCAGGCUCCGCCUCCUCGACACCGGAGACAAGUUCAGGUUUUUCAGCAUGGUCCGAGACUUGAUGCUGUGGAUGGAGGACGUGAUCCGGCUCAUCGAGGCCCAGGAGAACCCCAGAGACGUGUCGUCAGUGGAGCUGCUGAUGAACAACCAUCAGGGCAUCAAGGCCGAGAUCGACGCCCGAAACGACAGCUUCACAGCCUGCAUCGAGCUGGGGAAGUCCCUGCUGGCCAGAAAACACUACGCUUCAGAGGAGAUUAAAGAGAAGUUGCUGCAGCUGACGGACAAGAGGAAAGAGAUGAUUGACAAGUGGGAGGAUCGAUGGGAGUGGCUGCGACUCAUCCUGGAGGUGCACCAGUUCUCGAGGGAUGCCGGUGUAGCCGAGGCCUGGCUGCUGGGUCAGGAGCCCUACCUGUCGAGCAGGGAGAUGGGUCAGAGCGUGGACGAGGUGGAGAAACUCAUCAAACGCCACGAGGCCUUCGAGAAGUCGGCCGCCACCUGGGAGGAGCGCUUCUCUGCUCUGGAGAGGCUGACUACGCUGGAGCUGCUGGAGGUGAGGAGGCAGCAGGAGGAAGAGGAGAGGAUGAGGAAGCCGCCGUCUCCAGAGCCGCCCGUCAUUCAGCAGGAGGACACUCAGCAGCAGAGUGGAGUCAUCACCCAGAACGGACUGCCCUCGGACCAGGACUCUCCUCGGGAUGGCGUGGACGGCGGGGAUCUGGUGAACGGCGUGGCCGAGCGGAGUUCUAAGGAGCCGAGUCCCGGCACCUCGCCAACCUCCGGCAGGAAGAGUAAGACCAGCCAGUCGUCCACACUGCCCUCCAAGAACCAGGACUCUUCCUCGCAGCUGGAAGGACUCCUGCACCGCAAACACGAGUGGGAGGGGCACAACAAGAAGGCGUCCAACAGAUCGUGGCACAACGUGUACUGCGUCAUCAACAACCAGGAGAUGGGUUUCUAUAAAGACAGCAAGGCAGCGGCCCAGGGAGUCCCGUACCACAGCGAGUUACCCAUCAGCCUGAAGGAGGCCACGUGUGACGUCGCCUCAGACUACAAGAAGAAGAAACAUGUCUUCAAACUGAGACUCACUGAUGGAAACGAAUAUCUGUUCCAAGCCAAAGAUGAAGAGGAGAUGAGCACCUGGAUCCAGACCAUCCUGAACGCCGACCGCUCCGACGUGCAGGGCAGCAACCCCGGCACGCCGGCGUCUGGGCGCGCUCAGACGCUGCCGGCCGCCGUCACACUCACCACCGAGUCGAGUCCGGGCAAGAGAGAGAAGGACAAAGAGAAGGACAAAGAGAAACGCUUCAGUCUGUUCAGCAAGAAGAAACAGUAGAAAAUCUAACUUUGGUGAAACCGCUUCAGCCGCAUCCUGCCGCGCUCUGCCGUAACAAAACUCGUAGUUAGCUUCUUUAAAAAUACUCAAUUUCUAAUUUCCUGCCUUCAGCUGAAAGAACUGGAAUGUGCUUCAGAGCUCCAGGAGACCUCCGUCCCCUCCCAGUGCUACAAACACCAAAUGAUCCCAAAACUGCCCAAACUGCCGAAUCCACAACCCGCGAGCGGCGUCGCUCUGAUCAGUUUGGUGUAAAAUAUUGCAGCCGCUAACGUUUCAUCUCUAAAUCUGGAAAUUUUAACAAAGCGUUAUUUUCAUCAUUAACUCGUCUAAAAAGUCACAACCGACGUUAUUAUAAUAAUGAUAUAAUUAUUGUUAUUAUAGACACAGGAAAUAUUGAAGAUGUAAUAGAAACAGAAACUUAAACGCUACAUUAAACUUUACAUGUGUUCGCUAGCUGUAGCUACAGAUCCAGUGUGUACCAUUUAGCUAAUGUUAGCUUGCUAAUGCGGACAGAUUGCUAGCAUGGAGAAAUGGUUAGCUUUACGCCUUCGUACCGCUGCGUCAUUUAUUGUUGGCUAAAAUCACAUUUGUCAGAAUACAUAAGUGAGUGUGAUGGAUCACGUUAGCUGGCGAAGCUAAUGUUAGCCUACAAACAUCCACUCAGAUAGCGUUUUGCUAACGUUAAUACUGAAAUAUUUCCGUUAACGUUUAAAUGUUUGAAAUCAGGUUUUGAACCUUGUGAAGGCUCAAACUUCCCGCCGCUGACGGAGGUGGGCGAGCUGAGACGGUUUCACCAGAGCGUGGCGUGGGUUUGUUUUUGUGUUGAUUCUCGUGUUUUCUUCACGUGGUCGUCUGGUCGGGCGACGAGGCGAACGCAAACACUGUGCCUGAGAGCGAUGUAACCGCUAACGAUCGUUGGUCGAUCCGUCGACGAUGACCCGCUGUUACAUCCCAACUGGUCGCCGCCCCUCUCGCUCGCCGCCCCUCUCGCUCGCCGCCCCUCUCGCUCUCUCGCGGCGGCGGCGGCGGCAGGGACCACGCACUCGUUUGUUGCUACAUUGUUUCAGUUUUCUUACUUUGUUGUUUUUCUACUUUUUUCAGAGUUAUUGCCUCAAUUUUGUGGGGGCGUCCUCAGAGACAGCCUACAUUCUUCCUCUGCCGUUGAGAAAUUGGACCAAUAGUGCAUUUUGUUCUAUUAUUAUUUGACUGUUUUUGUCCUCUGCAACCAUUUCCUGUUUGUCUUCUAGACAGCCAAUCACCUUCGAGGAGGGCUGCGAUGUAGAAAUGUCCACUUGCAUGCUUCGUCAGGCUUCAGAGCGCCGCCUGAAAACACUCACAGAAACUACAACUCUUCCUUUUUUAACCUUUUCCUUUGGUCGGAUCAACAGAUAGAUCGAUCUGUAUAAUAAUAAUAAUAAUAAACACUUUAAUGUUAAACGGUAGACGCGUCACGUACCGCAGACAGGAAGUGGAGACAUGAAGGUUGCUUGCUUCUCGUUCAGAUUUUCUGCUCUUUGAUACUCGUGUUGCUCUGUCACUGUAUAUCUAUCGUACUGAACAUGUAUGGAAGUUAACGCCAUCUUACUGCACAAUCAGAACUACAUCUAUAGGAAUGAAGAAGAAGAAGCUGUUUGAGGCCGAAUAUUUAAGCAGAAGUUAGAUCAUAAAAGCUUUUCUCAUGUAUGAAACUGCACCUGUAGACUUUAAAGCUCUCUCUCUCUCUCUCUCUCUCUCUCUCUCUCUCUCUCUCUGUCUCUCUCUCUCUCUCUGUCUCUCUGUCUCUGUCUCUGUCUCUCUCUCUCUCUGUCUCUCUCUCUCUCUGUCUCUCUCUCUGUCUCUCUCUCUCUGUCUCUCUCUCUGUCUCUCUCUCUGUCUCUCUCUCUCUCUCUCUCUCUCUCUCUCUCUGUCUCUCUCUCUCUCUCUCUCUCUCUCUCUCUCUCUCUCUCUCUCUCUCUGUCUCUCUCUCUGUCUCUCUCUCUGUCAAAUAUGUGCGAUGUCAUUAAAGCUUUUAAACUUUA